AUGGAACUCAACGACCCUUCAAUUAUAUCAACCACUCAGUUUUCAGGCGAAUUGCCAAACAGUGAUAGUGCAGCCGCUACUCACAAAUCUCAGCAAGCCAUCUCCAAUCUAUUCCAAAAAUUAUCCAAAAAGGAAAAGGACGAGAAGCCAAUCGCCAGCGUAGAAUCUUCUAAUGAUAGCUCUAACACUUCUGCCGCUACAACUAGCAAUAAUAAAGAGAGCAAUAAGAAAAAAAAUAAGAAGACAGCUAUGCUAAACUUCAGCAGCUUGACGGACCCUAUAACGAACUACAAACCAAUGGAACUGCAAUACAAGACAUAUGCAUACUCUAUGAAUGAACUUUACCAUUUGAAGCCAACUUUGGCAAGUGCCUCACAUGAAGAAGACCCGCUCAUUGCGGAACUUGUGAAAAGUCUGCCUAAGAGAAAGUUCUGGCGAUUGCGCAUGGGACCUCCAGAUCAAAAGCAUGCUAAUAACCAUCAUUUCAAUGGUAACAAUAGCGGUGGCAGUUGGAAAGCUGGUUACAAAAACGGCAAAAAUGAUGAAAGAAGAAUGAGUAGGACCAAAAACGUGCAAGGGAGCAAGAGGAGAUCUCAACAGGACGAUGAAGACAAAAAGAUCGACCAAGAAAUGCUGGAAAUGGAUAAGAAUCUUCAAUUGGGAGGUGAUGUCGGUCACUCGAUUGCAGAUUUUGAGGACUGGAAGGCAAAGAUGAAAGAAUUAGAAAUGAAGAAGAUCUCAAAGACUAAAAGCGUUAGCAACUCCACCGCUAUUGCUCCUAGAGAAACCGCCACACAUGAAACAUCCACCGAUUUAAGACCUGCCAUGCCAAGCGGUUCUAAUUCAAUAACAGAUUUCCUGAAUUUAAAGAGACAAGAUAAAAAGGAAGAACCUUUACAACAAAUUUCUGGCACCCCUACUGGGCAUCCAAACCUAUCAAAAGUCACUAUAGAACAAGCAAAUGAUUUAGAAACUAACUCGGAUUUAGGUAAAAGUUCGUCAUCUCGCUUUUCAUCAUUUUUCAAUAAAUCUGCGACUUCAUUGCCUUCAUUAGAUACUAACAACCAGGCGCCGUCGCCAAAUGUAUCUGCAGUAAACAACGAUGCUAAUGGUACACAACAUCAAAGUGGCUCAAGGUUGAUGUCAUUCUUCAAAGAAUCUAGAUCGAGUACUCCAAAUGCAGAAUCGCAACUGUUAUCAACCUCUGACAAAGAUACUCGAAAGAUGCAGGCUCUUCCGCCAUUCCAGCAGCAAUCUCACCAACCGCAACAAAUGCAACCAUUGGCUUUUUCUCAGCAUCCUCCUAAUAAUAACGCGUUUUUCAAUGGGCUAUUAAACAAAGGUAAAAGUGAAGCUAACACGCCACCUCCGCCUCCAGGGCUAAUUCCUCAUCAAGGCCCACAAUAUCCUAUGAUGGGUGUACCACCAAAUUUUCCACAACACAUGAUGCCACCGCCACCAGGUCUUGUUCAAUUUCAGAAAGGUUCUAAAGAUGUAAAUAAAAAGAAUGAUGAACAAUCAAGGCAGAAUAAGAACGUCAACGGGUCUAGGAAUAGCAAGGGAAAACAAGCGACAACAGCAACAACAGAUUUACCUCAACAGCAAUACAUGCCACCACCUCCACCUCCAGGAUUCUUCCCCAUGCAUCCUAACUUUCCUAACGGUCCAAUGCCACCAUUACCGCAGGGGUUCCCAAUGCCACCAAAUGGUAUGUUGCCAGUAGCAGGUCAACAACCACAGCCUCCUUAUCCAAACAUGAUGCUACAAGGAAAUUUCCCACCUAAUUUUCAACAAGGCUUUGGUGGAAACUCGCCUAUGCCAAUGCCAUCUAUUAUUGAUGCCAAUAACAAAAAUGUUAAUAAUCAAUUACCACCAGGAUUAAACUCUAAAAAGAACAUAAAAUGA
Messenger RNA from Saccharomyces mikatae IFO 1815, 1905 nucleotides. It is a transcript of the gene EAP1, whose product is annotated as Eap1p. NCBI's taxonomy places the organism in Eukaryota, Fungi, Ascomycota, Saccharomycetes, Saccharomycetales, Saccharomycetaceae. Bases 1 to 1905 code for a protein of 634 amino acids. The transcript has a single exon. The record is from RefSeq and is a predicted model, not a curated record.